Messenger RNA from Cucurbitaria berberidis CBS 394.84, 1514 nucleotides. Its product is annotated as kinase-like protein. The coding region runs from base 387 to 1319 and encodes 310 amino acids. Gene Ontology annotation, biological process: protein phosphorylation. The transcript is spliced from 3 exons. Gene Ontology annotation, molecular function: ATP binding; protein kinase activity. Lineage: Eukaryota; Fungi; Ascomycota; Dothideomycetes; Pleosporales; Cucurbitariaceae. The record is from RefSeq and is a predicted model, not a curated record.
GUGCUCUCGAUUCGUCUACACAGAAUCAUACGUCAACUGUACGGCGACCCCGAAACACGUGAUUAUAACGUAUGACCCUCAGCCUCCCUGCGGUAAACCCGAUUGUGGGGGGUAUAAGGACGUGAAUUUCGGCAAGUCUACCAAAAAGGGUGGCGUCUGUCCUAAGUGCUGAGCGAAAAGGUUGUUUUUAUAAAAGUUUAAAGCUGAGGGAGAAUGGAAGGACAGUGGCACAUAUCGAAAAUAUCUGUUUAAAGUCGGAAUGCAAUAUAAUAGGGCGGCCGCUUCAGUUGUAAAACACGUGACACCGCGGCUAUCGCUUUGACUUCUUCUGGGCACUCUGUAAUACCUGUAAUCCUUCACUACCAUACCAAACUCACAUCAUCGCAAUGUCUCAUAUCUCUUACACCACGAUUCAUCGAUACCUCCCUCCAACUGUCAAGCGCAUUAUUGCGCGCGGCGGUGACUGCUGGAUCGGAGAAAUCGACGAAACCACCGUCCUCAAAUACCCGCAAGUCCAGGGGAAGCCAUAUCCAGAACUUCAGAUUGAAGCCAAAAUGCUCAGUGUUCUUGGGCGCCAUCCUCGGAUUGUGCAGUCGAAGGGUCUGACAAAAGAUGGUCUACUCUUAGAGUUUGCUCCAAAUGGCAAUCUGCACGACUACCUCACUGCUAAUCCAGACACAUCUCUUGAGCAACGCGUAACAUGGUGUAUGCAAGCCACAGAAGCUGUCCGUUUUAUCCACUCUAAACGAAUACUUCACUGCGAUCUCCGCCACGAUAACUUUCUGCUGGACGCCAAACUUGACCUCAAGCUGGCCGAUUUCCAGGGCCAACACUUCUCUGCAGACGGGGAAAUUCUCCUUGACGGUCUGUCCCUUGAAUCCACCAAAGCAUACCUACCCCGGACACCUGCAGAUCACGCAAGAAUAAAAACAGACCUCUUUGCUCUCGGUGGUGUUAUCUACUUCAUCAUGAUGGGCCAUGAAGUAUUUCCAGACCUAGAUAGUUCCAACGACGAGCAAGAAAUCGAGCGUCGAUUUCGUGCGGGAGACUUCCCUGCUGAUCAACAUGCAUUUUCCAAGAUCACGGGAAAUUGCUGGAAACUGUGCUACUCGUCAGCGCAACAAGUUUUGGCCGACUUACAAGACGCCUGCGGUGCUAGCGCCCGUAGCGAGACCUUGGAUCGUCUAGCUGAGCACAUCUCGAGCGUCUCAGACGAGGAGACUUCCCUCCUCGCGACAUCGUGGCUCAGUGGUCUUUGCGAAGAGCCGAAAGCGCCAAAGGUUCCACCCCGGAUUCGGCAGCUUGUAGGCUUUGAUUAAGAGCUCUGUCAGGCACACAUGAUACGACCAGUAAAGCAAUGAGUCCCGAGACGAGAGGCAGACCAUGUACCACUUCAGCCUCGUGCGUCUGGCCAGCCUCGAAAGCCUGGCCUGCAUGUUGAGGCAUGGCUGUUGCGUUGCACUCUAUGAUUGGCCGACGGAGCGAACAGCUAGCCGACCCUUCGUAGUCCUCCA